Messenger RNA from Micropterus salmoides (largemouth bass), 7219 nucleotides. RefSeq lists its product as uncharacterized. Gene Ontology annotation, biological process: DNA integration. Lineage: Eukaryota; Metazoa; Chordata; Actinopteri; Centrarchiformes; Centrarchidae. Gene Ontology annotation, molecular function: nucleic acid binding. The transcript has a single exon. The record is from RefSeq and is a predicted model, not a curated record. The coding region runs from base 789 to 6473 and encodes 1894 amino acids.
AGUGAUGCAGACGCAUCAUUAUUUACUAACCACUAUGUAGGGUGCUGCCCCUUUAAGGACGUUGAUUCUGUGGGCUCAUGGGAUCGCGGAAGAAGAGGCGCUGUAAAAAAAAAAAAAAAAAAAAAAAAACUGAACCGAACCGAACUGACCGAGAAAGCAACGUUGAUGCUCAUUUGCAGACUUUCUUAUGUUCUACAACAAUUACAGCUAAACACUUAAUCUGAACUAUAUGUUCCCAGCGUGGUAAGUCAAAUGUUGUUGUUAUAAGUAUAUUGAUAAAAGCACUAUGUAGAUCGCCAUUCGCGAUUAGCGCCUAAACGCCUAAUGCUAUUAGUUUGUUAGUUUGGAUUGACAUUUGGUUUAAAUUGCUUAUUUAAACAUAUAUGCAAUAUGUGUAGCAUUUACAAGGUUUAAUAGGUGUUUGUAAUACAGCGACUGUUUAGAAAUCUGUAUUGAUAGUUUUAUUACACACAUGUGAUAAUAUUUAAUGCCUACAUAGUCUACCACGUGUGAUAUUUGCUUUGUACGGAAUAUCUUUGAUUUAUAAUGUUUAUCAUCUAAGCUGAUGUUAUGUUGUAGAAAACUUAUUUGGGAAAAUGAUACAUGACUGGAAACUAAAGGUGAAUUAUUUGUAUUUACAGUUUGACCGCACGCACACACUUAUGUGUACAUUGUGAGUUCUGCACAAGUGGAAUAAAGAAAAGAGAAAACACAAAAUCCAAGUUAAUGUUAUCAUUCAUGGGUAACAUUAAAGUCAAACACGAGGAGUUAAGAAGAUUAAUGACAACAUGGACCAAGAUUCAGAAACAAGUGUUACUCCUGAUCAACAACAAAGAUGUCUCAAGCGUCAACGUGGAAGUGCAAAGGCUGCAGUGACACGCUUGAUGACACAGAUUACAACUUCUAUGAACUGUAACCAACCCAAAGAAGUGGAGAUGAAACUUCCUGCUUUGGAUGAGGCGGUUAUGCGUUUUAAUGAGAUUCAUGACAUGUACCAUAAAUCAUUAGAAGACGAUGAUGACGUUGAUGCUUCUAAGGGCUAUUUAACAUCAGUCCUGCGUGAUGUUCAAGACUUGCAGCACACAGUCUUGAGCUGGUUUGACGACUUUAAGCCAUCAAUGGAGGAUCCAAACAUAGAAUCUUCAGAUGCACUUCAUUUCCAAGAGGAAGAGUCAAAGUUUGAUGAAGCCGUUAAAUCUCCAAUGUCUUCAGUAGACCAGCUGUCUACCCAGCUUCAAGGGCUACAAAAUCUAAGACAGAAAGAAAAGGAAGAGUUUUCCAUGCUUAUUGCUCGACAGGAAGAACGCCUUCGUGCAGAGUUUAACUUACAACUUCAACAUGCAGUAUUGGAAAUGGAUGGUCUGAAAGGCUUACUGAAACUCAAAGAUGCUGAGAUGGAGGAAAACCGUCGAAAGGCUGAGUUAACAACAAUAAAUAAAGACUUUUCCACUCCUGUCUCAGGUAACGCAUCCAUCAACUUUCGUUCCUCACUUUCAGCAGAGAAUGAGAAUUCUUUAUGCCAACUAUUAGACCUGUCAAGGCAACAAUAUCAGUCACACAUCGAUUCCAUGCAUCUACCACCAGUUGACAUCAUCAAGUUCGAUGGAGAACCUUUAAAGUACUGGCAGUUCAUGAGAUUGUUCUCCUCUGUGAUUGAUAAAGAGACAGUGCCAGAUCAAGAGAAACUCACUCGCCUGCAUCAGUACACUGUCGGUCAAGCUAGAGAUGCUAUCUCACAUUGCUUGUACAACCCCAACUCUAGCUUGGGCUAUGCUGAAGCCAUGGCUAUUCUGAAGAGACGUUUUGGCAAUCCAUAUGCAAUAUCACAAGCAUGGGUUGACAAGGUGCUUAAUCACAAAGAUAUUAAAGACAACAAGCAGUUGCAAAGCUUCGCGGACAUUCUGUGCAGCUGCCGAGACACUUUAAAGGCAAUGAAGUGUGAGGAAGAGCUAAACGGUGGACGCACUUUGCUACAAAUUGUGGAAAAGCUACCUGAAGACAUAAAGAAAAGGUGGCUCACAAUAAACUAUGAGAUCAUCAAGUCUGGUCAUUUGCCAAAGUUAGAUGACAUAGUCAGUCUUGUUCAAUCAGAAGCUGAAAAGAGGGCAGAUCCUAUUUUUGGGAAUCUCCUUAGCUCUGCCAGUCGAAAUUCUCCAGCAAGUUCUAAACCAAGUACUAAGUCAACUUUCAAUAAGAAAAAGCAGACAUUUGCAACAGUGUCAGUUACUAAUGAAUGCACCACCUCAUCCACACCAAAACCAACAUCAAGAUUUAAGUGUCCAAAGUGCACUGACGGACAUUUUCUGAACCAGUGUCAAGCCUUCAGAGCUCUGUCUGUUCAAGAGCGGUUGGCCUUUGUUCAACAAAAGCAACUCUGUCUGAACUGUUUCAUGAAAGGUCAUCGCAGCACAGUCUGUACUCGCACUUGGGUAUGCAAGGUGCCUGGAUGUGGGAAAAAACACAACAGUUGGCUGCACUCCGCCAUUGUAGCUUCUAACAACGACGACAACGCCCAAUCUACUAAUCAAGCUACUAGAGGUGAGCCAACUGCUGACCCGCCUCAAGCCAUUCAAGCACAUGCCACUAGAAAGUGCAUUGAAGCCAGUCGAAAGAAGAUUGCACUUCCCAUCUUGCCCGUAGUGGUUUCAGACAGACACAACAGAUUCUCUAUGAAUGUCUUUGCUUUGCUUGACAGUGGCUCUAAUGGGACCUUUGCUUCUAAGAAGUUAGUUCACGCACUUAAACUGGAGUCAUGCAAAAUGAACAUUAAACUGAACACCAUGGAGACCAAAAAUCUCAACGUAGCCACCUUAGCGGUGGACCUACGAGUUGAAGAUGCUCAACAAAAAAACUCUUACCUGAUGAAAGGAGUGCUCUGUCGGGAUCAGCUGAACAUAAGUCUAGACAACUUGGUCACACAGCUUGAGGUGUCCCAGUGGCCGCACCUAAAGGACAUUGCUGAUGAAAUCAGUUUACCUGACGUUGAUCUAGCUGAUGAGGUUCACCUGCUGAUAGGUCUAGACCAACCAGACAUACUCGCCCCCCGUGAAACACGCUGCGGUGAGUCAGGCGAACCCUAUGCGAUUCUAACUGGCCUGGGGUGGACACUCCAUGGGCCAGUAGCUGAUGGUUCAACAUCUGUUUCGGCCAAUUUCAUUCAAGCUGACCACUCUCUACAACAAGCUGUUGAAAGAUUUUGGAAACUGGAUGAUCCAGUGCACGUGAACAAUGACUCGCUGUCAGUAGUCGACGAGCAAGUUGUUGAUCUAUGGAACAAGCAAGCAGUCAAAGAGGAUGGUCAUUAUACUCUACCGAUCCCUUUCAAAGAACAUCCACCACAACUGCCCAAUAACUACGGAAUGGCCAAACAUCGAUUAGACCUUCUAGGAAAGAGGUUAAAGAAGGACCCGAUUUUGCAUCAAAGGUAUACAGAAGGUAUCAGAGACUGUUUGCUGAAAGGAUAUGCAGAAGAGGUCAUUGACGUUAAAAGAGACGAUGGUUGCGUGUGGUACCUGCCACAUCAUCCGGUGCUACAUCCACGCAAACCGGAGAAAGUUCGUAUUGUCUACGAUUGUGCGGCACGGUACCAAGGUACUUCGUUGAAUGAUCAUGUUUUCCAAGGCCCAGACCUUACCAAUAAGCUACUAGGAGUUCUUCUCAAGUUUAGGCAAGAACCCGUUGCUCUGAACGCGGACAUCGAGAGCAUGUUUUAUCAAGUCCGAGUGCCACCUGAUGAAAGAGAUGUGCUUCGCUUCCUGUGGUGGGAGGACAACGACCCGGACAAACCGCCUAAGCAUUACCGUAUGAUGGUCCACCUUUUUGGAGGUGUCUGGAGUCCUAGUGCUGCCAAUUUUGCCUUGCAACGAGUGGCUGAAGACAACCGUGGAAGUUUCUCUAAUGACACCGUGCAAACAUUGAAAGGAAAUUUCUACGUCGACGACUGUCUUAAGUCAGUACCUACGGUGGAGGUCGCCAUUAAACUUGCUUCCGAACUCCGUGAGCUACUCACCUGUGGAGGCUUUAGAUUAACCAAAUGGUUAAGCAAUUCUAAGGAAGUGAUGAAAUCGAUACCAGCUGAUGAUUGGGCAAAGUCAUUACAUGAGGUCAACCUUGACCAGGAGGAUUUGCCAUUUGAACGAACACUGGGUGUCCUUUGGGAUGUUGAAAGAGAUUGCUUCACAUUCGAUGCCAAGGCAGUGGACAAACCUGCAACAAAGAGAGGAGUAUUGAGCGCUACUAGUUCCAUCUAUGAUCCUUUAGGAUUUGCAAGUCCAUUCGUGCUCAAAGCAAAGGCAAUCUUUCAAGAGUUGUGCCGCAUGAAAGUCGACUGGGAUGAGGAGGUACCGGUAGACUUAGCAGCACAGUGGCAUAGAUGGCUAAAUGACUUGCCUCUGUUGUCUGCGCUGAAAAUUCCAAGAUGUCUUAGACCAACAUCCGCUAGUUGCUUGCUAGAGACUCAGCUCCAUCACUUUUCCGAUGCUUCGGAACUGGCUUACGGCGCUGUUUCAUACAUCAGGAUUGGCGACACCUGCAGGCUGGUGAUGUCAAAGGCCAGACUUGCACCAAUCAAGCCAAUUAGCAUACCGCGUCUGGAGCUACUUGCAGCUGUAGUUGCUACGGAGCUGGAUCAGCAUAUCAAGCGCCACUUGGAGAUUCCAAUUGAAAAGACUUUCUUUUGGACAGAUAGUACCAUUGUACUUCAGUACAUCAACAACAAACAUUGUCGUUUCCAGACAUUCGUAGCCAACCGUAUUUCAAAAAUACAUGAGCGUUCAGAACCAUGCCAGUGGAGACACAUUGACUCUGCUUCUAACCCUGCGGAUGAUGUCUCUCGAGGAAUGACUAUGGGAGAGAUUUUGUCAAGUGAACGAUGGGUAUCUGGUCCGCACUUUCUUCAACUGGAGGAGGAACAUUGGCCUGCUCAACCUAUCAUAAAGGAUUUGUCAGAGGAAGCAGAAAUUAAAAGAGCCAAAGAGGUCUAUGCAGCUAGCAUAAAACCAAACCAAGUGAUGAAAAAUGCAGUGGACAGACUACUGGAACGAUACUCCAGUUGGCAUCGGUUGAAAAGGGCUACUUCUAUCCUGUUGCGUGUCAAGGCUUUGUUACGCAAGAAAACAAGUGUGCAUCUAUCCGACCCUCUUACUGUAAGUGAGCUCCAACAAGCAGAAUCAGCCAUUCUCAAUUACAUACAAACUGCAUCUUUCGGAUCUUCUCAAGCAAAACCCAGUUCUCUUCUCAAGCUUAAACCCUUUGAGGAUGAAAACGAUCAACUCCUUCGUGUGGGAGGCAGACUAACAAAUGCCCCAAUUCCCUUUGAGGCAAAACAUCAAGUGAUCCUACCUAACAAUCAUCAUGUCACUCAUCUGAUUAUCAGUCACUACCAUCUUCGCCUGGGUCAUGCAGGUCCAGAGCGAGUACUUGCAGAAAUUCGUCAACGUUUCUGGAUUCUAAAGGGACGGACCGUCAUUAACCGAACUCUCAAGUCAUGUCUACAGUGUCGCAAGUUAAGAGCUAAGCCACAAACCCAGCAAAUGGCGGACUUACCUGAUUCUAGAGUGACUCCAGGUGAGCCUCCAUUCACUCGUGUGGGCACAGACUACUUCGGGCCAUUCUUGGUUAAGAAGGCACGCAGUGAGCUCAAGAGGUACGGAUGUUUGUUUACAUGUCUCACUACGAGAGCAAUCCACUUGGAAGUUGCACACUCCCUCGAUACCGACUCGUUUAUCAAUGCCUUACAGCGAUUUAUCUCCAGGAGAGGCCCACCCAUGGAAAUACGUUCGGAUAACGGGACUAAUUUUGUCGGUGGAUUACGAGAGUUGCGGAAAGCCAUCAGUGAGUGGAAUCAACAAAGGAUUUCAGAUUACCUUCUACAGCACAAUGUAAAGUGGAUCUUCAAUCCACCUGCCGCCUCCCACAUGGGUGGUGUUUGGGAGAGGCAAAUUCGCACUGUUCGUUCCAUUCUUAACACUGUCCUCUCACAGCAGGCACCAGAUGAUGAAGGUUUGGCAACACUGUUUUGCUGUGUUGAGUCUAUUGUCAAUGGUAGACCAAUCACUAAACUAUCAGACGACCCGUCAGAUCCUCUACCACUCACACCAAAUCAUCUGUUGUUGCUUCGUUCAGGUCCUACUCUACCUCCGGGAGCCUUCGUAAAACAAGACCUUUACCGACGCAGAUGGCGCCAGGUGCAAUAUCUGGCAGAUGUCUUCUGGUGCAGAUGGCUCAAGGAAUACUUGCCUGCACUGCAACAACGCCAAAAAUGGCUGCAACCAAAGAAAAAUCUUCAAGUAGGAGAUCUUGUGCUUAUUCUGCAUGAGAACACACCACGCAAUCACUGGCCUCUAGGUCUGCUUACUCAAGUCUAUCCAGGUGCAGACGGACUUGUGCGUACUGUGGAAGUGAAGACACAGGCAGGUGUCUUCAUCCGUCCUGCAGACAAGAUCUGCCUCCUAGAAGCCAGUCUUCUUAGUUGAUUUAGUUUAAUUGUCACAUCACCCUUACUUUGUUUGAAUGACCUGUUUGGGUCAUUGGGACCGGGAUGUAGGGUGCUGCCCCUUUAAGGACGUUGAUUCUGUGGGCUCAUGGGAUCGCGGAAGAAGAGGCGCUGUAAAAAAAAAAAAAAAAAAAAAAACUGAACCGAACCGAACUGACCGAGAAAGCAACGUUGAUGCUCAUUUGCAGACUUUCUUAUGUUCUACAACAAUUACAGCUAAACACUUAAUCUGAACUAUAUGUUCCCAGCGUGGUAAGUCAAAUGUUGUUGUUAUAAGUAUAUUGAUAAAAGCACUAUGUAGAUCGCCAUUCGCGAUUAGCGCCUAAACGCCUAAUGCUAUUAGUUUGUUAGUUUGGAUUGACAUUUGGUUUAAAUUGCUUAUUUAAACAUAUAUGCAAUAUGUGUAGCAUUUACAAGGUUUAAUAGGUGUUUGUAAUACAGCGACUGUUUAGAAAUCUGUAUUGAUAGUUUUAUUACACACAUGUGAUAAUAUUUAAUGCCUACAUAGUCUACCACGUGUGAUAUUUGCUUUGUACGGAAUAUCUUUGAUUUAUAAUGUUUAUCAUCUAAGCUGAUGUUAUGUUGUAGAAAACUUAUUUGGGAAAAUGAUACAUGACUGGAAACUAAAGGUGAAUUAUUUGUAUUUACAGUUUGACCGCACGCACACACUUAUGUGUACAUUGUGAGUUCUGCACAAGUGGAAUAAAGAAAAGAGAAAACACAAAA